AUGGCUCAAAUAGCAUUGAACCAGUAUCUUGAAAACACAUCCUCCCGAGAUCCCUUUGGCGAAUUGGCAGAAAAGAUCAGUGCCUGCGCUGCUUCAAGAGAGGAAGGCGGUAAAAUUGGCUGGGUUGACAUCGCGAAUGCACAAGACGAGGCUGGAAUCCUUCCAAAAGAUGUGCUUUCGCAAUUGGUACCCCUCUGUCCCAAAACAGGAGACGUUCACAUUAUUGAGUCGAGACUUUCGGGACAAGUCCAUGUCAUUCGAGUGGAAGAACUUCUGAUUAAGCACAAUUCCAACCUUUUACCAGACGAAGACAAAGAAUUGAGAGUGGGAUCUUAUUCAGGAAAAAAUUCAGUGAUUUCGCGGCGAAAACUUAAAGGCAAGGGGGUAAUGCCACAGUUCCCCACUUUGGAUAAGGGCAAGAAGUACAUGAUUCAGACCAAUGGCUGCCAAAUGAAUGUUGCAGAUAGUGAACGCCUGUCGGGAAUCCUUCAUCAUGAUCUGAACCUGUCCCCAACCACCAAAGGUGAAGAGGCAGAUGUCGUUUUGUUCAACACUUGCAGUAUUCGAGAUCAUGCCGAACAAAAGCUUUUUGACAUGCUUGGUCCAUUCUGUGCUAGGAAAAGAAACGGAGAAGAACUCGCCAUUGUCGUAACUGGCUGUGUUGCCCAACAAGAAGGUGAAGAACUUAUGAGACGAGUACCAGAAAUCGACGUAGUGUUGGGCCCACAAUAUGUCCCAUUUCUGAAGAACGUUCUGGAGAGCGUCGAGUGGGGAAAACAAGUCGUUGCCACCGCUCCCAUGCUUCAUAUGGAAGACAAUGACUUCUCGAAGCCUAUGCGAGGUGGUGAGGGAGUAAAGGCAUUUGUCAAUGUGAUUCAUGGUUGCAAUGAGCAUUGUACAUACUGUGUAGUUCCCGCAACACGAGGAAUGGAGCAGUCCCGAAGCAUGGAGAGUGUUUUCAAGGAAUGCCUUGAUUUGACCAACAGCGGAUACAAAGAAAUCACAUUGAUCGGUCAAAAUAUUGAUGCAUAUGGAAGGGAUAUGACCCCAAAGCGAAACUUUGCUGAACUUCUGGAAUACUUAAACUCAAAUCUUCCAAGCAAGACCCGUAUUCGAUAUGUGACCUCUCACCCCAGAUACUUUUCUGACAAGGUUAUCGAUGCUGUUGCCAAUCUAGAUAAGGUCUGUGAGUGUUUUCACAUGCCAUUUCAGGCUGGAGAUGAUGAAGUAUUGAAGAGAAUGAGGCGGGGUUAUACCUAUGAUAGUUACAUGAGAAUAAUCAACAAGAUCCGUGAAAAGGCACCCGAUGCCGCAAUCUGUGGUGAUGUGAUUGUUGGGUUCCCCGGAGAGACAGAAGAAGCUUUCCAGAGGACGUUGGAUCUUAUGGAAGAAGUCAAGUUUGAUAACUUGAACACCUUUGCUUACUCGCCCCGUCCCAAUACGGAAGCGGCGAAGUGGGAAGAUCAACUUCCCGAGGAUGUUAAAAGUGAGCGAUUGCAGCGUGUACAAGCAUUGGCAACCAAACAUGGACUGGAACGAAGUCAACGAUAUGUAGGCAGGGUACUCGAAGUACUGGUGGAGGAUAAGAAUCCACGAAAUGCAAAUCAAGUGGUUGGGCGAACGCGACAGGGAAGGCAGGUGUACUUUGAUGGCGAUUUGGAUGUAUUGAAAGGAGAGUACGUAGAUGUUCUCGUAACGGAGGCGCGAACGUGGAGUCUCAUGGGAGAGCGACAGUAG
This is a messenger RNA of Cylindrotheca closterium, 1737 nucleotides long. The record is from the annotation of a GenBank genome assembly. Lineage: Eukaryota; Bacillariophyta; Bacillariophyceae; Bacillariales; Bacillariaceae.